GUGGGGAUGUAGGCGACAGGAAGAGGCAGCAGCUAUAGCUGGGGGCUCAGGCACAAACUGUUACAGCAGUAACAUAGCAGUCAGCGUUACCGGGGCCGUGCUCCCUCUCGCUCUUCACCCAGGCUGUGGGUUUCACAGCUGCUGGGUGCAUUUCGGAUGGUGGGGGGGUGGCAGGUGCAGCCGCUGUCACCCUUCCCCCCCCCCGCAUUGAUACAUCCGCUGCCGGGGGGGCAGGAAGUGCUCGAGGCCCCCCUGCACCACUUACACCGCAGCAGCAGGACCUGCUCCAGCAGCACUCGGUGAUGGACACCGCCCGGCGCCCCGCAGCCGCGCUGCUGCUGGCGGGUCUGGCGGCAGCGGGGGAGCCCGCAGUGAGCCGCAGCGACCGGGCGGUGGGAGCCCUGCUGGGGCUGCUGCUGUGCCUGGCCGUGGGGCUGGCCUUGGCCUGGCGGCACCUCUGUCGCCUCUCGGACGGCCGCUACCACCCCCGGCCCGCGGGGCGCCGCGCCCUGGCGGUGCUGCGGAGCCGAUGGCGGCGGCUGCUGGGCCGGGAGAGCACCGUCGAACCCAGCGGGGAAGGGAACGAAGCCCCGGAAGCGGAGGAGCUGAUGCCGUGGGGCGCGGAGCGGCAGCAGCGCGAGGAGGAGGAGGAGGACGGAGAGGAAGAGGCCCCGCAGGAGGAGGAGGACGAGGGAGAGGAGGAGGAGGAGGACGAGGAGGAGGAGGAGCAGCGCCCGGCAGAGCAGCCCCACGCACUGCCCGGCGACGCGCACAGCCUCGCGGGGACGGCGGCGUGGGGCGACGCGCGGCCGUCGGACAGCACCGCGCUGUGACGGCACCGCCCCAAUAAAGCGCUCAGCGCUCCUCCGGGCGGACGCGGCGUGGUGGGGAGGGCGGGGCGCAUCCCCCCACCCUGCCCCCUCCCAGCUCAGUACGCUGCA
Molecule: messenger RNA, 941 nt
Organism: Phasianus colchicus (ring-necked pheasant)
Lineage: Eukaryota; Metazoa; Chordata; Aves; Galliformes; Phasianidae
Gene: PTPRCAP
Product: protein tyrosine phosphatase receptor type C associated protein
Source: RefSeq, a predicted model, not a curated record